AUGACUCUGGAGAGACGUCCCGCAGCCAACCACUCCAAGUUCUCUUCCCCUUCCCCUUCCACCUGCGCCUCCCCGCACGCUUCCCCACCCGCAUCCCCCCGUGCUGCAACCGGCCGGCGCCGCUCCGACGUCUCGGAGAACCUCGCGCUCCGCUUGAGCCGGCAGCAGGACGGCAAAGGAACCCCUGCUAGCUCCCCGCCAGUCUCGCCGCGAUGGUCGGUGAUUAGCUCUGAGCCACGGUCGCCGCGAUCGCCGCGCUUGGCGGUUACCGGAGCGAAGAGGCAGCCUCUUGUCCAGAACGCGGCUAGCCACCGUGGCCCCUCUUCCCUGAGCAAGGCUGGCACUGGCGUGAGCGGCGGCGGCGGAGGCGGCGGAGGCGGUGGCGGUAGGGCUAAGGUUGCAGAGGCGGUUGAUUCGAGCACCAGUAAUACUCGUCACCGUGGCGAACACACGCGCGAGCAUGCGACGCGGGGGGACGCGAAGGGCGGGCGCGGCGGAGUGGGAGCACGGAACUCGUGUGGCACAGCUGCAAGCGGGAGCGGGAGUGCCGCUUGUGGAAAUUCUGGGGGUGGGGGUGGCCCGCGCUCGCCGCGGCAAGACAGCGGACGACAGGAGAAUCGAUUUAAGGGCCAUGAUGCGGGUGACGCGGAGAGGGAGCUGCGAGCGAAGAAGGCGGAGAUACCAGUGGGUGGUUAUGGUCCUGGUCGUGCGGAUUCAGAUGCGAGAUUAUUGUCCAAGCCUGCACUAGCCUCCUCUGGUGAGCGACCGCUGCCGACGCAUCAUGUCGAUGAAUUUGAGUCAGACGCGGGCCAUCAUACGCCGGCGAAGGACAUGUCGCAGCUGUCGCACAUGGGCGUGCGACGAGAGGAGGGCAGCCCGGUCUCGGUGCUAGAUGUGGGCUUGCGACGAAGCGACGAGAGCGACUCCGAAGGCAACAGUGGCGAGUUAUUUGCAGAUCGCUCCGUCAAUUCCGUCGCAGACUGCUACCCAGACGCGACCGUCGUGCGACAGUCGUCGCACGCAUCGCUCGCAUCGCCCAGCCAGCAUGGCGACGUCUCCAUGGACCUCCUCCGCCUGUCGCCGCAAGACAUCGUCGGUGACGUGGCAGGCAUGGAGCAGGACCUCGAGUACGUGCGCCACGUGCUCCUCAUCUCCGGAUUUGGCGGGCCGUCAUUACCGCCGAUCUUCUCGCGGAACCUUCCGAUAAACCCGGUGGUUUUCGAGCAGCUGGAGUUUGAGAUUACGGGACAGCUGUCCCAGCACUUUCCGUCCUCGUUAUCCGCGUCCUCGUUAUUGAGUACAAGCCCGUCGAUGAUAGGCCUAACAAGCCCAGUUGCUUCUUCCAACGUCGGAGCAGCAACAGGCGCGUCUGCUGGUGGAGUUGGCGCGGGGGUUUCGCGGCCGCCGUCUCCCUCACUCUUUCCGCUCCCUAGCUUCGCGGUCGGCGCGCAGAACACGUCGGAGGAGCGCCGCCAGCGCAUGCUGCUCUUUGACGCGGUCAACGAAGCGCUGGGUCGCACGCUCGCGCCUUACCUGGAAGAGCUUCAAGCGCAAGAUGAGAUCAAGCGAGCCGCGAAUAACCGCUGCUCGGGUCGCCCGUCGCAGCUAUUCGCGGAUACUACUGAUACUGGGAGUGGAAGUGAUAACGACUUCGGCCUGUGGGAGUUGGAUAACGGUGCAUCUUUUUUCGCGUCGUGCUGUUCCGCCUCGCGCAAGCCCGCGCUUCUCCGCCCGCGCCCCAUCGGCCGCCAGCUGCUGCAGCGCGUGUGGGCGGAGGUGCACAGCUGGCCGGUUGCGCCGUCGGAUGACGUGUACGACAUUCUCGAUGACGCGGCGAGGAGGGAUAUGGUGCGCGGAACGGAGCGCUGGUCCGCGGAAGAAGUGGCAGCUGCGGAGGUUCCGCAGGUGGUGUUUGCGCUGGAAUGCGCGGUGUUAGAGCGCGCGCUGGAGGAGAUUUGCCGCGAAUUUGCGGAAGUGGAGGAAGAGCGCGCACUGUCGCGGCAGCGGAGGCUGAGCGCGAAUGGCGCCGCGGAGGGGGUGUGCGCGGGGAAAGCUCCAGGGGGAGGGCUGCGGAAAGGGGGGAGCGGAACCGAGAGACGGUGGCUGCCUCGACGGUUGAAUUUCUGA
Molecule: messenger RNA, 2127 nt
Organism: Closterium sp. Yama58-4
Lineage: Eukaryota; Viridiplantae; Streptophyta; Zygnematophyceae; Desmidiales; Closteriaceae
Source: the annotation of a GenBank genome assembly